Molecule: messenger RNA, 1466 nt
Organism: Trachemys scripta elegans
Lineage: Eukaryota; Metazoa; Chordata; Testudines; Emydidae
Gene: RHOF
Product: ras homolog family member F, filopodia associated
Exons: 5
Coding region: 353-1021 (222 amino acids)
Biological process (GO): cell migration; small GTPase-mediated signal transduction
Molecular function (GO): GTPase activity; GTP binding
Source: RefSeq, a predicted model, not a curated record
UGAAGGCUCCCCUAGCGACGUCUGCCUACGGGCCGUGAGGCGGAGCCGGGUUUACGGGCAAUGGCGCCACCGCGGGGCGGGGUCCGGCUUUGCGGUGUGUGGGGCACCUCCGGGGAGCGGAGCGGAGCCGAGCCGAGCCGGGGCUGCUGCGGCUGGCGCAGGCGGCUCGAGCCGAGCGUGUUCCCCUCAGCCAAUCCCCGACGGAGCCGGGAGCGGGGCAGCUCGGCCCCUUCCCCGCCCUCCUCAGCCCGGAGAGCAGCGACCCCCGGCCGCACAGGGAGCCGAGCUGACGGAGAUGCCGCCUGCUCCCGCGGGGUGGCUGCUGCGCUAGAGCCGGGAGCACCCCCCGCCCAUGGCGGUGCCGAACGGGUCCGUCCCCGGCGGGGAGCCCGGGGACCCCAAGAAGAGCGAGAGCCCGCCCGCCCCCUCCGGCAAGAAGGAGCUGAAGAUCGUGAUCGUGGGGGAUGGAGGCUGCGGGAAAACGUCUCUGCUCAUGGUGUACGCCAAGGGAGCCUUCCCGGAGAAAUAUGCACCUUCUGUAUUUGAGAAGUAUACCACCAGUAUUACCGUUGGCAAUAAAGAAGUAAUUCUGAAUUUGUAUGACACUGCAGGGCAGGAGGAUUAUGAUCGGCUACGACCACUUUCAUACCAGAAUACAAACAUGGUCUUAAUUUGUUAUGAUGUUAUGAACCCUACUAGCUAUGAUAACGUUUUAAUUAAGUGGUAUCCUGAAGUAAGUCACUUCUGCCGGGGAGUCCCUCUAAUACUUAUCGGCUGCAAAACAGACCUUCGAAAGGACAAAGAACAUUUACGUAAGCUCAUGUCUUCUGAGCAGGAACCAAUCACAUAUAACCAGGGUGAAGCAACUUGUCAGCAGAUGAAGGCACAAGCUUAUUUGGAGUGCUCAGCCAAGUGUCGAGAAAACAUAGAGGAUGUUUUUAAAGAAGCAACAAAUAUUGCAUUGAAUGCCAUGAAAAAAGCUAAGCGCCGAAAAGAGAGGAAACGGUGUUCGAUAUUAUGAUGAUCCAGACCACUGGGACUAUAGAAGAGCUUGUUAAAAUCUUGAUACAUUUAUUACCAAUAGUUUAUUUUUAUAAUUUUUUUUCAGUCCAUUUUUAUUCCCACUUUGAUUUUAUUUUUAAAAUUUGAUUUUGUAAUAUUGUGCUUUUUGUUACACCUCAUAGGAAGAUUUCAAAGUGCUUUGUGAAUAUUAGUUUGUGGUAGAUGGCUAUGUUUAUCUGGAUUUUGUUCCUGACCGUAAAUGACUGUCAGCCAGGUUCCAAAUCCACUCUUAUUUAUACAUUGACAGUUUGACUGGCAGUCUUUAUUGCUCAUAGUUUUAUUCUAGCACAUAGGUGCUGGUAGUUCUGGCUGAUUUAUUCGUCUUGUUCACUGCUGAAUUGACAUGGAAAGGAUAGAAAUGGCUACAUCUCUCAGAGGAAGAGUGAAGUUAAAUCAGAGCAGAU